Messenger RNA from Phytophthora sojae, 1320 nucleotides. RefSeq lists its product as hypothetical. The coding region runs from base 1 to 1320 and encodes 439 amino acids. The transcript has a single exon. NCBI's taxonomy places the organism in Eukaryota, Oomycota, Peronosporomycetes, Peronosporales, Peronosporaceae. The record is from RefSeq and is a predicted model, not a curated record.
AUGCUGGGCUCGCGUGUUAAGAGUAUUUGGCAGACGCGCAUCGGCCGCUCCAGGAGCCGUGAGAACGCCUCCGCCCAGGACGAAACUGAGGGCCAAGACGCGAGCACGCCUAAAGAACCGGAGCAGGACCACCGCGUCUCGGUCAUUGACAGCACGGUUGCGGCGACGCCUCACACGCCCGCUCUCGACGCAGACUUCUACAAGUACUCGAUGGACGACUCCGUCUACGUGUCCAAGGCCAUGCCCCUCGACGACGUGACUCCGGUCUCCCCCUCGACGUCUUCGACCACCUCGGGAUCGACGAACGAGUCGCCGUUGUCGACGGCCGAGAAGCUGCCGGAGAAGCCCUCGGCGAAUCCAGUGACGUCCAUGUUCAGGACCUUUUCGGAGACUCGCAUGUUCCCCAGCAUUAUUAACAAGAGCAAGCCCCCUCCGGUUCCAGCUCCAGCCCCGGCGUCUGACGAUGACGAUCAACCGACGUCUUCGUCAGCUUCGACCACGCGGUUCUCGUUCGCUCCGCCGAUUCCGACCCCGUGGCGAACCUCCCGCUCGUCGUCGGACUGUGCCCCGAACACCUCGUCUUCGUCGUCUUCGACGUCGACGUUCUCGUUCUCCUCAACCUCAGCGCUGCCCCCUCGGAAGGCGGCAUUGAACGCUCUCAACAACAUGCACAACGUGAACGCGCGGUGCCGAACAGCGUUGUCCAGCUCCAUCUCUCGUGGGAGUCCGUACGGCGAACUGGUUGUCGUCGACAUCUUGGAAGCGCGUGGACUUGCAGCCGACCGAGAUGAAAGUGGCGUUGAUCUUCCAUUCACCGCCUCAGUGCAGCUCGGCGAUAUGAAGCGCACGUCGAAGCCUGCCGUCCGUGAGAACCUUGCGGUGAACGAACGGUUCGUGUUCUGGUUGCCGUCGUCGCCCACCAUCGGCCAGCGCACACUCGACGUCUUCGUUCGUGGCGGUGACGACCGUGACCUGGGCGAGGUGCACUUGAGUCUGUCGAUGCCUGUGAACGAAACGUUUGCCGACUGGUUCCCGCUCGUGUCAAGAGUGGACGGGCUUAAGCACGGCUCGGUGCGAGUCGCGAUGCGUCGCCUGGUGCUCACGUCGUCGCCCAUGGUGGAGGCUGCUCAGUCGCUGGGAGAGCGAGACUCCUGCCUCAACUUCAGCGACAGCACGCGCUACGGCGAGCUCUUGCCUGAGCUCUGGAGCUGCUUCCCCGGCUCGGAACCGGAAGUAACUGCGUCGAGUCCCCCGAAGGAGGGCAGCAAGCUCGGCCGACUCAUCGGCAUCCAGCAGCAACUCCACCGUGACGUCUUUUAA